This is a messenger RNA of Plasmodium gallinaceum, 771 nucleotides long. RefSeq names its product conserved Plasmodium protein, unknown function. Lineage: Eukaryota; Apicomplexa; Aconoidasida; Haemosporida; Plasmodiidae. The coding region runs from base 1 to 771 and encodes 256 amino acids. The record is from RefSeq and is a predicted model, not a curated record. The transcript has a single exon.
AUGAAAUUUUAUAUUUUAAAUAUAUUAUAUUUGCUCUUUCUUUUAGUGUUUUGCUCAGAAAAUUUAAUGAAUGAAAAAAUUAAAAAAAUUGUGAAUGAAGCCGAUGAAUGUUUACCGGAAGAUGUAGAAUUUAUGGAUAAUUAUACUCUAAAAUUAUAUUGGAUAUGGACAAAUAACUUUUUUAGAUAUUUAAGGGUUAAAAUGUAUAUUUAUGAAAAUGAUGAUAUUUAUAGAAAGAUUAUCAAAAAACAUAAGAAUAUGUUGGGAGCAUUUAAAGAUAAUUUUAUUAUUUAUAAUAACAGAUCCGAAUUUAUAAAAAAUGCAUUAACUAUUCUAUCAAGCGAAAAAACCUUAAAAAAAUUUAUAGAUUUAUAUGUACCUAUAAAAAAAGUGAAGUUUUUUCAAGAGUUAACAGAAACUUCAUUAUUAAAUCUUCUUUUAAAGGAAAAAACCAACUUAAUAAAUUCAUAUAAAAAAUAUUUAAUAUUUGAAGAAUUUCGUGAUGUUGCUAAUUCUAAAUAUUAUUAUCAUAAAAAAUUACUAGAAAAUAAAUGGGAUUCCAAAAUUGAUGACGCUCUACUUUUGGAUAAAAAAAAAAAAUAUAAUAAUGAUAAUGAUAAUAUAAAUAAUAAGCAGAUAAAAAAUGUUAUUACUUUUAAUAUUAAUGAAAUUCCUCAUUUAGAAGAAUCACAGUUUAAUUACUAUGAUAAUAAGAAAUGGAACAAAUAUUUACAUUAUGACUUAAAUAAUCCAAGAGAUUUAUCAAAUUAA